This is a messenger RNA of Coregonus sp. 'balchen', 9369 nucleotides long. Lineage: Eukaryota; Metazoa; Chordata; Actinopteri; Salmoniformes; Salmonidae. The record is from the annotation of a GenBank genome assembly.
AUGUCCCUGGUUUGUGCAAGUAAGUUCAAAUGAAUGAGUCGAGUUGCCCUUCCGUAACGUUAGCAGUACGUUACACAGACGGCAAAUAUCACGUAUGUUUGUGUAUAAGAAUGUCUCUAGAACCUUCCCUUAUUAUUGUCACCCUAUGCAUGUUAUACAUUUCAAUUCGCAAGCAUCCCUUUUCAAACAUUGUAUACUGGGUCAGCUUGACAUCGGUAUUAUAACGUUAUAUCUGCAAAGUACACUUAAACGGUAAUGUGUCCUUCUGUCUAAAGUUACGUUUUCCGUAUUUAUAUUGUAAUUUAGGGCCUACUAAUUUACCCCUCUCUCUCUACCUUCCAUCCAGUCUCAAAUGAGGUCCCGGAGCACCCGUGCGUGUCGCCGGUGUCCAACCAGGUGUUCGAGCGGCGGCUUAUUGAGAAGUACAUCGCCGAGAAUGGAGCAGACCCUAUGAAUGGGCAGCCUCUGUCAGAGGAACAGCUGAUAGACAUUAAAGGUGAGGGAGACAUGGAGGAGAGUGUGUUCAGAUCUGAUGCUGAGCUGCAGUCAACACAAUAAGGGUUAUCCAUAUUAUUUCACUUCCAACUAUUCCUGCAUGGUGCUCAGUAAUCUCUAGGCUAGAGUGUAUUCUGCCACUUCAACAACAAUGAUAACCCCACUAGUCAGGGGUCAAAAGAUAUCUCACUACAUUAAGCUAUUUUUGUCUCCCCCUGCCUCAGUCUCUCACCCCAUCAGACCCAAAGCUCCCUCAUCCACUAGUAUCCCAGCCAUCCUCAAAGCUCUUCAGGAUGAGUGGGUAAGUCCAUGUAUACUCUGCUAAACUCCCCUUCACUGUGUCUGAACUGAGACACACACUGUUAAGUUGCGUAAUUCGAAUCUGGUAUCAUAACAGAAUUUAACACUAAGUCACUGAAUAUAUUCUCAGCUUUUUUAUUAAUAUAAUUAGUCAAGCGAAUAAAUGGUAAAUGCAAUUUUCGUAUAUACGGGUUCACGGUAACACCUCGCAGGGCAAAACAGAGAACUAACUGUCCCAACCCAAAGUUAUUAUUUUAAUACUCUGGCAGAGAUAGUUCCCGUUCAAAGCGGGCCUGUCAGAGUAGAGGCUGAGCGUGGUUUAAACUUACUCAGCCUAUCGUUGGCGCACAGGCUGGUCCCAGCCCCUUGGCUCGAGAGUCAGCAACCCUCAGACAUAGUUUCCUCUUCUUCAUUGUUGCAGUACACAUGUCCUUGAGCGGUUUAACAAAGAGGCAGUGUGUGUGUGUGUGUGUGUGUGUCACAAGUCUAUCUCAGCCUCGCCCCUAACGGUUCCUCACAUUAAUCACAGCUUGUUAUGUUAAACAAUCUAUAUCAGUACAGCACAAACCUAUUAUGUUUAAUCAUUCAUGUAUUCUUUUUAAGCUAGGCAUAACAUCUAAUUAUAAGAAAAUAGAUCCCAACAACACACACACUCCUCCUUCCUACCACACACUCUUCUAAAACACUCUCUCUCUCCCAGGAUGCGGUGAUGCUCCACAGUUUCACCUUGAGGCAGCAGCUGCAGACGACGCGUCAGGAGCUAAGCCACGCCCUCUACCAGCACGACGCCGCCUGCAGGGUCAUCGCCCGUCUCACCAAGGAGGUCACUGCCGCCAGAGAGGGUGAGAGACAUAUACAUGUGUACACACACUUAUAUGCAUACACAUUCUUGUACACUCAACACAUAUGAUUAUACAUACAUUGUAACACACACACAGUAUUACGGACGGACACACGUGCAAGCAUACUUGCACACACUUUUGUGUUCAUCUGGAUACAGCUUUGGAUGUUAGUGGCCAUGGGGCCUCGCUUCUUAUUUCUCCUCUGCUAUGUUUGACCCUUCUCUCUCUCCGUGUAGCUCUGGCCACUCUGAAGCCACAGGCGGGAUUGGUGGUGGCUCAGGCAGUCACUUCCCAGCCCUCUGUCACGGUCAGUGAUUGGCUCAAAGCCCUCAGUCAACAUGUUUAAUUUGAUAGUUAACUGGUUUGAUGGUUAACUUUGCAUGAGCUCAAAAAGUCUGUUUCUUGAUUGAAGUCUUUGGUCUAAGUGAGACCUUUAAAGUUGUAGUAUAUAUAAAAAUAAUUUUGGACAGCUGACACAAACACACAUUUUCUAAUCAGAAAUGUACCAUUCUAGUUUGUUAUUCAUUUCUGUAUUUCAUCUCACAGGCUGGAGGAGCAGGAGAGCCCAUGGAGGUCAGUGAGCAGGUGGGAAUGAAUCCAGAGAUCAUACAGAAGGUAAGAGAUGAUACGUGACCUCACAUACAUUCACAUCUACAGUACCAGAGAAAUGAUACCACACUGUUAUACUAGACUAUCAUGUGCAUUCAUUGCAAAUAGUGCCAUAUAAGGCUGUGAUGUAUAAAACCUUGAAAUAAUCAAUCAACCAAUCAGCCACGCUUUCACUCAGUCACACUACACAGCACAGAGUUACCUAUACUGAGAUGUCCGCCUCUCUCCACAGCUCCAAGACAAGGCCACUGUCCUCACCACAGAGAGAAAGAAGGUAACUAUUCAAACGCCAAAGAAGUCAUUUUCAAACAACUUCCCUGAUCAUAGAAUAACCGACCUAAUGUCGAACCAAUUGUCAGCUGAGUAUAAGCUAUGGGCUGUGUCUCAAAUGGCAACCUGCCCUCUUCUUAGUGCACUACUUUUGAACAGGGUCCAUAGGGUGACAUUUGGGACGUAGUCAUGCCAGGAGACAUUUUUGUCCAAACCUCACCUCUACCAUCUCUCUUCCCACAGAGAGGAAAGACAGUUCCAGAAGAGCUGGUCCGAACGGAGGACCUCAGCAAGUACAGACAAGUGGCCACCCAUGCUGUGAGUAUGUGUGUGUGUGUGUGUGUGUGUGUGACAUCUAGCUAUGGCUGGUGUUGGAACACUAAUUCUUCAAACCUUGGGCAAGUUCAGAAAAGUUCCUCCCUGUUUCAGACCGUUUUUCUUCUGUUUCGUGCCUACUGAACACAACCCUAAAUGAUGUUUCUAUGUCUCCCUCGCUCUCUCUCUGUCUGUCUGUCUGUCUGUCUGUCUGUCUGUCUGUCAGGGUCUCCACAGUGCCAGUGUGCCUGGGAUCCUGUCUCUGGACCUGUGUCCUUCCGACACCAACAAAGUGCUCACUGGUGAGACACACACACACACUGUCCACUGCUCAUUGUAGAUAUACAGUGGGGAGAAAAAGUAUUUGAUACACUGGCGAUUUUGCAGGUUUUCCUACUUACAAAGCAUGUAGAGGUCUGUAAUUUUUAUCAUAGGUACACUUCAACAAAAAUCCAGAAAAUCACAUUGUAUGAUUUUUAAGUAAUUAAUUUGCAUUUUAUGGCAUGACAUAAGUAUUUGAUACAUCAGAAAAGCAGAACUUAAUAUUUGGUACAGAAACCUUUGUUUGCAAUUACAGAGAUCAUACGUUUCCUGUAGGUCUUGACCAGGUUUGCACACACUGCAGCAGGGAUUUUGGCCCACUCCUCCAUACAGACCUUCUCCAGAUCCUUCAGGUUUCGGGGCUGUCACUGGGCAAUAUGGACUUUCAGCUCCCUCCAAAGAUGUUCUAUUGGGUUCACGUCUGGAGACUGGCUAGGCCACUCCAGGACCUUGAGAUGCUUCUUACGGAGCCACUCCUUAGUUGCCCUGGCUGUGUGUUUCGGGUCGUUGUCAUGCUGGAAGGCCCAGCCACGACCCAUCUUCAAUGCUCUUACUGAGGAAAGGAGGUUGUUGGCCAAGAUCUCGCGAUACAUGACCGCUUCCAUCCUCCCCUCAAUACAGUGCAGUCGUCCUGUCCCCUUUGCAGAAAAGCAUCCCCAAAGAAUGAUUUUUCCACCUCCAUGUUUCACGGUUGGGAUGAUGUUCUUGGGGUUGUACUCAUCCUUCUUCUUCCUCCAAACACGGCGAGUGGAGUUUAGACCAAAAAGCUAUAUUUUUGUCUCAUCAGACCACAUGACCUUCUCCCAUUCCUCCUCUGGAUCAUCCAGAUAGUCAUUGGCAAACUUCAGACGGGCCUGGACAUGCGCUGGCUUGAGCAGGGGGACCUUGCGUGCCCUGCAGGAUUUUAAUCCAUGACGGCGUAGUGUGUUACUAAUGGUUUUCUUUGAGACUGUGGUCCCAGCUCUCUUCAGGUCAUUGACCAGGUCCUGCCGUGUAGUUCUGGGCUGAUCCCUCACCUUCCUCAUGAUCAUUGAUGCCCCACGAGGUGAGAUCUUGCAUGGAGCCCCAGACCGAGGGUGAUUGACCGUCAUCUUGAACUUCUUCCAUUUUCUAAUAAUUGCGCCAACAGUUGUUGCCUUCUCACCAAGCUGCUUGCCUAUUGUCCUGUAGCCCAUCCCAGCCUUGUGCAGGUCUACAAUUUUAUCCCUGAUGUCCUUACACAGCUCUCUGGUCUUGGCCAUUGUGGAGAGGUUGGAGUCUGUUUGAUUGAGUGUGUGGACAGGUGUCUUUUAAACAGGUAACGAGUUCAAACAGGUGCAGUUAAUACAGGUAAUGAGUGGAGAACAGGUGGGCUUCUUAAAGAAAAACUAACAGGUCUGUGAGAGACGGAAUUCUUACUGGUUGGUAGGUGAUCAAAUACUUAUGUCAUGCAAAUUAAUUACUUAAAAAUCAUACAAUGUGGUGUUCUAGAUUUUUGUUAUAGAUUCCGUCUCUCACAGUUGAAGUGUACCUAUGAUAAAAAUUACAGACCUCUACAUGCUUUGUAAGUAGGAAAACCUGCAAAAUCAGCAGUGUAUCAAAUACUUGUUCUCCCCACUGUACAUGCAUAUUGUUUCUGUGUGAAUUCCAUCAAAAUGCUCUCUCCCUUGUGGAAACAAAAAAUACUAUGGCUGUCCCAAAUGUCACCCCACAUUUCCUAUAUAGUGCACUACUUUUGACCAGAAGGGUGACGUUUGGGAUGCAGACCCUGGCCAGACCCAGAUACAACCCCUAACCUCUCUCUCUCUCUCUCUCUCUCUCUGUCUCCCUCUACAGGCGGGGCUGAUAAGAACGUGGUGGUGUUUGAUAAGAAGGAGGAGCAGAUCAUCGCAACCCUGAAAGGACACACCAAGAAGGUCACCUCUGUCAUCUACCACCCCUCUCAGGUGAGACACACACACUUUCCUUUACUCUCCAUUUACAUAGUCCGCAGCAAUCCCUUGCACUGGAAAUACUCUAUAACUCUAAUAUCCCUUACCUCAACAAUUUCUCUCCCUCUCUCCCCCCUUUCUCUCUCUGCGCGCUCUCCUCCUCUCACUCUCUCCCUCCAGUCGGUGGUGUUCUCGGCCUCUCCAGACAGCACUAUCCGCGUGUGGUCCGUUACCGGGGGCAACUGUGUCCAGGUGGUGCGGGCUCACGAGGCGAGCGUCACCGGGCUCUCCCUCCACGCCACCGGAGAUUACCUGCUCAGCUCCUCCGAGGAUCAGGUAACACACACAUGCAUUUACAUGCACACACACACACACACACGUGCACACAGACACACACAUACACGUAACACAUAUACACAUUCAGAAACACACACAUGGAUUUGGACGGUAUUGUUAUGUAAAAAAAAAUUUUUUCUCUCUCUCCAUCAGUACUGGGCCUUUUCUGACAUCCAAACAGGUCGGGUUCUCACCAAAGUCACUGAUGAGGCUGCAGGAUGUGGUGAGUGCUUCUCUCUCCCGCUCUUUUUAAAAUUGUAUUUUUAUUGAGGAGAUGGGACAGUGGUGGAAAGACAUGAAAGAUAGGAGUAAGUAAGUAGCCUUGUCCAAGCCAGAACGGCUCAUAGGGCAGGAGCAUAUGUCCUGUUUCUGUAGUGAGGCAGCUUGAUGUAUAAGUACACCCCCUAGACAGGACACUAGUCUACCACAGGGAGGUAGGAGGAGGGUGAGUGAAUGGGCAGUGGGCCGGAUUCGAAGCCAUGGCCACUGUUGCAGCUCUAAUCGCUGGACCACACCUUUGGACCUCUCUCUCUCUCUCUUUGUCUUCCCAGAUGUUUUAUUGACCACAUGUUGCUAGGGACAACAUGUUUUAUUGACCACAUGUUGCUAGGGACAAUAUGUUUUAUUGACCACAUGUUGCUAGGGACAGUAUGUUUUAUUGACCACAUGUUGCUAGGGACAAUAUGUUUUAUUGACCACAUGUUGCUAGGGACAAGACGUUUUAUUGACCACAUAUAGCUAGGGACAAGACGUUUUAUUGACCACAUGUUGCUAGGGACAAGACGUUUUAUUGACCACAUAUAGCUAGGGACAAUAUGUUUUAUUGACCACAUAUAGCUAGGGACAAUAUGUUUUAUUGACCACAUGUUGCUAGGGACAAUAUGUUUUAUUGACCACAUGUUGCUAGGGACAAGACGUUUUAUUGACCACAUGUUGCUAGGGACAAGACGUUUUAUUGACCACAUGUUGCUAGGGACAAGACAUUUUAUUGACCACAUAUAGCUAGGGACAAGACGUUUUAUUGACCAGAUGUUGCUAGGGACAAGAUGUUUUAUUGACCACAUAAGGCUAGGGACCAGCUUCCUCUCAUUGUCUGUCAGUAUCCAAAAGUAGCACUUCCUAAAUGUGGGGUCAGCCCACCAACUAAUUUCCCACAUAUUAGGCCCCUUAAAUGCCAGGUUGUCUUUCAUAUGUAGAUAGGUAGACAAAUAAACAAUAACAUUUAACCAGCCCUCCCCUGCACCCCCUGUGAAUUGACUGACCUAGUACCUGAAAAAUAAAAUACAACAUUUCUAACCACCCUGUCCCUUGUACUCACUGAAAGCACAAUGAUACAUUGCAAAUGCAUGUUCUUUGCACAUCCUGUCCUGUACCCCUCCAGCUCUAACCUGUGCCCAGUUCCACCCUGACGGUCUGAUCUUCGGGACGGGAACGGCCGACUCUCAGAUCAAGAUCUGGGACCUGAAGGAGCGCACCAACGUGGCCAACUUCCCCGGUCACACCGGCCCCGUCACCUCCAUCGCCUUCUCUGAGAACGGAUACUACCUGGCUACAGGUGAGAAUGCUGUGUGAGAGAAGACUCUCUCUCUCUUUCUCUGUGUGUGUGUGAGAGCACGCGUACGCGUGAGAGAGAAGACAAGCUUGUGUGUGUCAAGUCUCUGUUACUGUCUGUAAGUGACUGUGUGUGAAAAGUUGUAUUUUUUCCUGUGUGUUACACACUGUUAGACAUUAUUACUCACCUCCAGGGCCUAAAAUGAACACCCGCCAAAUGCGGGUAGAUUCUGGCAUUGGUGGGUAAGAUGUCCAUUUCACCAGCCACGUUGGCGGGUGGUCAGGGCUCCACAGUGCGAGCAUUUCACUCGCAUUUGUGGAUAAAAAUAGUCAAGUAUGAUCACAUCUAUAGCAAAAUAAAUUCUGCAGUAGCUGUUUUCAAAGUAUUUCUGCCGUUUUUGUUUCAUAGCUGGUAAAUUAAUCGCACAAAGUCAAAGAACUACAAAUCCUAUAGCCUAUCCCACCUCGUGCUGCAACACUCCUGGCUUGGGGCUGUGUGCAUGUGAAGAGCGGGGUUGAAAGAUUCAUUUUUAGAAGCACUGCACACAGGCAUAACUGUUGGUCUAAUUUACUUGAAACGAAAGUCUACUGAAGUGAGACUUUGUCCUUGUGUUUCUUGGCUAUUUACAUUGUUUUAUUCACAAGCUAGGUUGUUUUUUUAAUGUUUGCGUUUCAACUGCUAGGGAAGAGAAGACAAUGCAGCUACUAGUCACUCUCAAUCUCACUGGCACAAACAUGACUUGAGUCACGUUACCACGGUAACCUCCCCCCUUAAAGGGGCAGGUGAAAUGUUUUGUCUCAUCUGUGAUAUUUUGGUUAAAAGACUCGGGUCACAAAAUGAAAUGAAAUUAAACAAUAUACCACUACUUACUAGUUAUACAUUUAUUGUUUUAGAAACAUUACAAAGCAUGCUCAUCUGCUUUUUUUGUUUUGUUGGUGUAAUUAUUGCGGGGGAAAAUAUUUUAGCUGGUUAAAAAAUCUGAGUGGCUGGUAGAUUUUGUUAUCUACUUGACACAGUGGCUGGUGGACCAAAAAGUAGAUUUUAGGCACUGCUCACCUCACCUCCUCUCUCUUGUCUCCAGGUGCCCAGGACAGCUCAGUGAAGCUCUGGGAUCUGAGGAAGCUGAAGAACUUCAAGACCAUCACCCUGGACAACAACUAUGAGGUAAGAAGAGCAGAAAUUAGUUUACAUCUGAAAUUACCCCUAUUCCCACCACUACUUUUGGCCAGAGUCUAGUGCACUAUCUAAGAAAUACGCUGCUAUUUGAGACAUAGUCAUUGUAGACUGUACACUGCACAUUCAGAAACUAUUUGUAUUGCCCCCCCCCCCCCCCUCUUUUAGGCUGCUGCUACUCUCUGUUUAUUAUCUAUGCAUAGUCACUUUAAUAACUCUACCUACAUGUACUAAUUGCCUCAAUUACCUCGACUAACCGGUGCCCCCGCACAUUGACUCGGUACCGGUACCCCCUGUAUAUAGCCUCGCUAUUGUUAUUUUACUGCUGCUCUUUAAUUAUUUGUUACUUUUAUUUCUUAUUAUUUUAUUUAUUUAAUGUUUUUUUUGUAAUUUUUUUUUGUUGGUAUUCUUUCUUAAAAUUGCAUUGUUGGUUAAGGGCUUGUAAGUAAACAUUUCACUCUAUGGUUCACCUGUUGUAUUCGGCGCAUGUGACAAAUACAAUUUGAUUUGAUUAUUCAUGCUACAGUCUAGCCUGGUCCCACAUCGGUUUGUGCUCUUGCCAUCUCCAUUUAUGUCACUGGCAUGACAAUUCCAUAAGCAGUUUGCAAGAGAGCAGAAAUAGACUGGCACCCAGGCUAGCAACGGUCUGUAUGAAUACUGUAAUCUCCUUGUACUGAAUUACACUGUACAUUUAGAUAAAUGAUAUGUGAGCCUCUUUCCUCUCCCUCAGGUGAAGUCCCUGGUGUUUGACCAGAGUGGGACGUAUCUGGCUGUGGGUGGCACUGACAUCAGGGUCUACAUCUGUAAACAGUGGUCCGAGGUCCUCAACUUCACAGGUAAGAGAAUGCACAGUGUGUGUGUGUGUGUGUUAUACUGCUGUGCUGCUAGAGAUGAAGUGGCGAGGGGUGCUGAGUUAGCCUGGGACAGAAACAGUGGUCUAGAGGUGGGUCUUCAAAUUGCCUGGAUGGAUGAUAAUAGCAAAUGUGUAUAUACAGUACCUUAUGAAAUAUCUUCUUUUUUUAUCUGUGAAGUUUACGAUUCUGUUUAUCAGCACCUCCCCAACUUUAUUAGGUGUGUCAACUCAUGCUUUUGAGUUGAUUUCAAGUCUAACAUUUUUGCCUGUUAUUGUUUUGUUUUUCUUUACCCAGAACACACUGGGGUGGUGACUGGCGUGGCGUUUGGGGAGCACGCCCAGUUCCUCACUUCCACCGGAAUGGACAGGAGCCUCAAGUUCUACAGCCUGUAA